Schizosaccharomyces japonicus yFS275 is the source of this 1507-nucleotide messenger RNA. Its product is annotated as enolase. The coding region runs from base 82 to 1407 and encodes 441 amino acids. The transcript has a single exon. Gene Ontology annotation, cellular component: phosphopyruvate hydratase complex. Gene Ontology annotation, biological process: glycolytic process. NCBI's taxonomy places the organism in Eukaryota, Fungi, Ascomycota, Schizosaccharomycetes, Schizosaccharomycetales, Schizosaccharomycetaceae. Gene Ontology annotation, molecular function: phosphopyruvate hydratase activity; magnesium ion binding. The record is from RefSeq and is a predicted model, not a curated record.
AUAAAUACUCCACUGUUCGCCGCUGUAUAACCAUCAAGGAAAACAUUUCCUAUUCACAACAACAUCUCUUCAUCAACAACAAUGGCAAUUCAAAAGGUUCAAGCUCGUCAAAUCUACGACUCCCGUGGUAACCCUACUGUUGAGGUUGACUUGACCACUGAGACUGGUGUCCACCGUGCUAUCGUUCCCUCUGGUGCCUCCACCGGUAUCUGGGAGGCUCUUGAGCUCCGUGAUGGUGACAAGACCAAGUGGGGCGGCAAGGGUGUUUUGAAGGCCGUUGCCAACGUCAACGAGAUCAUUGCUCCCGCUGUCGUUAAGGCUAACCUUGAUGUCACCAACCAAGCUGCUUUCGACAAGUUCUUGAUUGACCUCGACGGUACUGAGAACAAGUCCAAGUUGGGUGCCAACGCCAUCUUGGGUGUCUCCAUGGCUGCCGCUGUUGCUGCUGCUGCUCAAAAGAAGAUCCCUCUCUACCAAUACAUUGCUGAGAUCUUUGGUACCAAGCAACCCUUCGUUCUCCCCGUUCCCUCCUUCAACGUUUUGAACGGUGGUUCCCAUGCUGGUGGUGAGCUCGCUUUCCAAGAGUUCAUGAUUCUUCCCACUGGUGCCCCUACCUUCUCCGAGGCCAUGCGCUAUGGUUCUGAGACCUACCAAAUCUUGAAGAAGAUCGCCAAGCAACGCUAUGGCUCUUCCGCUUCCAACGUCGGUGACGAGGGUGGUAUCGCUCCUGACUUGCAAACUCCCGAGGAGGCUCUUGACCUCAUCAACGAGGCUAUCAAGGAGGCCGGUUACGAGGGUAAGAUCAAGAUUGGUCUUGAUGUUGCUUCCUCCGAGUUCUACAAGGAUGGCAAGUACGACGUUGACAUCAAGGUCAAGAACCCCAACCCCGCCAACAAGCUCUCCUUCGAGCAACUCGGCAAGAUCUACGCCGACCUCGCCAAGAAGUACCCCAUUGUCUCCAUUGAGGACCCCUUCGAGCAAGAUGACUGGGAUGCCUGGACUCACCUCCAAGCCUCUUCUGACUUCCAAAUUGUUGGUGAUGACUUGACUGUCACCAACGUCAAGCGUCUCUCCAAGGCCAUCGACAAGAAGUGCGCCAACGCCCUUCUUCUCAAGGUCAACCAAAUCGGUACCAUCACCGAGUCCUUGAACGCCGUCCGCAUGUCCUACGAGGCCGGUUGGGGUGUUAUGGUUUCUCACCGUUCCGGUGAGACCGCCGACACCUUCAUUGCUCACUUGACUGUCGGUAUCAACGCCGGUCAACUCAAGUCUGGUGCUCCCUGCCGUUCCGAGCGUUUGGCCAAGUACAACGAGCUUCUCCGUAUCGAGGAGGCUCUCGGUGACAAGGCCAUCUACGCUGGUGCCAAGGCCGCUGACUACAUCAAGGCCGCCGCUGCCAAGUUCUAAGCAUUUUGAUGUUUAAUAUAGAGAAUUAUAGAAAUUAAUGAAUCGUUAGACUGAUGAAGUUUAAAAGCGGGCGCGUUGUCGAAUCGAACAUUGUUUUCAU